Molecule: messenger RNA, 4727 nt
Organism: Calliphora vicina (urban bluebottle blowfly)
Lineage: Eukaryota; Metazoa; Arthropoda; Insecta; Diptera; Calliphoridae
Gene: Ptx1
Product: pituitary homeobox homolog Ptx1
Exons: 5
Coding region: 1799-3250 (483 amino acids)
Biological process (GO): regulation of transcription by RNA polymerase II; anatomical structure morphogenesis
Cellular component (GO): nucleus
Molecular function (GO): DNA-binding transcription factor activity, RNA polymerase II-specific; RNA polymerase II cis-regulatory region sequence-specific DNA binding
Source: RefSeq, a predicted model, not a curated record
ACCAAAUGCUCAAUUCAGUCGUUUCUAUUAAUGCGCGUACGUCUGAACGUUAAACUCGCUGUCAUAAAAUAAUCGCUACCAAACGUAUCUACUACGUAUUCACGACGUUGUUGCGCUUUAUCAACAAACGUAUUAACGGUACGGGGUUUGUUUUGUUUCCUGCUACAAUAUCGUUCGGUCGUGAAAGUCCUGUUGCAAAAGUGUAUUUCAGAAAACGAGUAAAAACGUUGCUCGUUAAAACUUUGAGAGCAGUUCUGAAGACAGAGCGCAAUUGUGUGUGUGUGUGUUUUAGUAGAGAACAGAAAAGGGGUGGUAAAUACCCAUAACCGCCCUAAUUUUGGUGUACAUGUGUAGGAAUAUGUGUCUAUCGCAAUCACCACUAUAUGUUUGUUGUACGAGUAAAGUAUUUGGAUAGAUAGAUAGAUACUUAGAUAGAUUUUACAGACGCGUUUCCGUUUUCCGUUGCUGCAUUGUCAUUCGUUUACGAAUACUCGCCUAGUGUUAACGUUGGCUUUUUUCUUCGUUUUGUGUACGUAGUGUCAGCAGCCAAGGCAGCAGCAUCAGUAGACAACCAAACAAAACGGUCGUAUAACCUCAUUACAAAUCAAUCCCCAUCAGUUGAUUAUAUACCAUCAGCCAGGUUUUAACACCAACAAAAAAUACACUGCAAAAAACCCAACCAAAGCAAAACAAAACAGAAAAAUUAAAAUAAAUCCCUUAGAGUCGUUUGUUGUCUCACCAACUAAAUCUACUACCACUACAACUAACUAGAUUGUUUGUUGUACAUUUAUUUUAGCCCAGUCUAAUUACCCGCUGGAUUAAAUUAUUAAAACACUUAAGCCGUCGCGGAUUUUGAAUCAAAACAAAUGGAAACAAAAAAUAAAACAUCAACCAACCAACUACAAUAAAAAAUAAUAAUACAACAAAAAAAAAUAUAACGAAACAAAAAGUGAAAGUGUUAAAAAAAUGUUGUAAAAAAUGAAAUGAAAUCAAAACAAAAUCAAAUCAGAUAUACAACUAUUAUAAAAUAAAAAUCAUAAUAAAUCCAAUAUAAUCCCUAUAAAUACUACACAUUUUAAAGCUUUUAAUACAAAUGCAAAAGCUUUUUCAAUUAAUAACUUAAACUAAACACUUGGCCGCCACUAAUUGUGGCUAAAACUAUUUUUACUCUUUGACUCUUGGGGUUAUCAAUCUUAAAUAUCUUUAAGAUAUCCGUGUUCAAAAAUUCUAAAUUAUUCGCCCGGCCCCAUUUAACUAAAUGAUUUAAUGCUAAAGUGCGUGACCGUCGGCUAGUGACAAAAAUCGAAAUCAAUUUUCUUAGCAAAACAAUUAAUAGAAACACCAACAACAACAACAACAACGUUCGAAAAUAUCUAACAAAACAUAACAGAAAAAAAGUAAUAAAUUUCAUUAAACCAUUAAUUAAAGUGUAUGCACGCUAAGCAUUUGUCUGCUUAAUUUCUUAAAGUGUAAAAUAAAUCUUUCGAAAAGUCAUAUAAAGUGGAUUAAACUUUAACAUCUAUCAGCGUGUUUAAAAUAAAACGCAAGGCUGGAAAACAAAGCUCUUUUUGAGCAGAGCUUCAACUUUGCAAAUCCCCAAGUGUACGAUACCGGCUUCACGACGACGACUACAUUCCUGCAACACUUUAAGGACGUCGUCACGACGAAGUUCUCCGGCAGAGACCAUCAUCUGCCGCCACUACAUCCCCAUCAACAACACACCACGUUGCACGCCCACCAUCAGCCACACCAGGCUGUGGCUCAAGGCUUUUCAACCAUUUUUCCCACAUAUCUAGGCAUGGAUCGCGCCAGUGGCGGCAACGCUGCUGGCGGCGGUCUGGGUAAUCCCGGCGGUGGUGGUGCCUUAAAUGGUCUCGAAGCCAUGUCAGCCGAAUCGACUGGUUUAUGCUUGCAAGACUUGGUCAGUGCUGGCACCGCUGCUGGUGCCGGUUCGGCGGGCUCGGCCGAGAGUGCAACCAGCACCAGUACUGCUCUCAGUAGCGGCAGUACGGGUAGUUCAACUGUAAAUAGUAAUACGUCGGUGGGUGGUGGCAGUGAUCACAUGCACAAUCAUCACAGUCUGCACGAUUCUAGUUCAUCGGUCAGCAUUUCACCCGCCAUAUCGAGCCUAAUGCCAAUCGGUAGUUUAAGUCAUUUACAUCAUGGCACUGGUCAGGAUCUGGUGUCCGGUUACAGUCAACAUCCACAUCAUUCAGUAGCACCCCCGCAUACACCAAAACAUGAACCACUGGAGAAACUCAGAAUUUGGGCUGAAACUGGUGAUUUUCGUGAUAGUCAUAGUUCUAUGGCCGCUGUAGCAAAUGGUUUAGAGACAUCCCACUUAAAUAAUUUUCAAACAUCAUCGACGUCUUCGUCGGCGUUAACGAAUCGGAGUAGAGAUCGUAAAGAUGGUAAUAAUCGUUCCAUCAAUGAGACUACAAUUAAAACAGAAAACAUAUCAAAUUCCGGUCAUGAUGAGCCAAUGACAACGACCACCGAUGAACCCAAAAAUGAUAAGAAAAAUAAACGUCAACGCCGCCAGAGAACACAUUUUACGUCACAACAACUACAGGAGCUGGAACAUACCUUCAGUCGCAAUCGUUAUCCAGACAUGUCGACACGCGAAGAGAUUGCCAUGUGGACAAACUUAACAGAAGCUAGAGUUAGGGUGUGGUUCAAAAAUCGUCGUGCCAAGUGGCGUAAACGUGAGCGUAAUGCCAUGAAUGCUGCUGUAGCGGCUGCUGAUUUCAAAUCCGGUUUUGGCACACAAUUCAUGCAACCAUUUGCCGAUGAUUCGCUCUAUUCAUCGUAUACCUACAACAAUUGGACUAAAGUUCCUUCACCGCUGGGCACAAAACCCUUCCCCUGGCCGGUUAAUCCACUCGGCUCAAUGGUAACAUCAAAUCAUCAUCAAAACUCGGUCAACUGUUUUAAUACGGGCGCUAGUGGUGUGGCCGUUAGUAUGAAUAAUACCAUGCUGCCCGGUUCUAUGGGCGGUACGCUGACAAAUACAAAUGUGGGAAGCGCACCAUGUCCGUAUAGUACACCUGCCAAUCCGUAUAUGUAUCGUGCCGCUGCUGAACCUUGCAUGACCUCGAGCAUGUCGUCGAGUAUUGCCACAUUACGCUUGAAGGCCAAACAGCAUACAACCGGCUUCGCCAGUCCCUAUUCAGCACCCUCGCCCGUUUCCCGUUCCAAUUCAGCCGGCCUCUCAGCAUGUCAGUACACCGGUGUUACAGAUGUUGUUUGAGAAAACGCCCUCGGGGCUCUGCUUAAUCAACAUCAACACCAUUUACAUCAUUUCUCCGGCAGUGGCGGCGGCAAUAAUUCCAGCAAUAGUGCCAAUCUCAAUACAAAUCUACAACAACAUUUGCACAAUAACAACAACUCUUUGCUGCACAAUAACAAUUUGCUAAUGGACCAUCACGAUGCCGGCGACACGAAAUCCCCGCAUGAUCUUCAGCACUCAGAUGUGGCUGGCAACAGUGUCAACGGAAACAAUGGUGGAGGUGGUGGUGGUAACUCUAAUGGUUUAAUGGGCUCCAAUGGCAACACAGAUGUAGUCGAUGACAAUGAUGAGGACAUCAUCGACUGAAAACUGCAACCAAAUCAUUAAAAUAUAUCAAAGAAAACAAAAAAUAUCAACAAAAAAAAGUUUUAGUUAAUAAGUAUUUUUUUUUUUUUUUGGAAAAUUGUUGUAAUCAAUCAACAUUUUUAGCAAAGACCCUAAGAAAAUAAUUAAUUAAAUAAAUAAUUGUUAUUUGUAAAAAAGAAAAGUGAAAAUAUAAUAAAUAAAAAACCAAAUCGUGAGUAGUUUUUUAAUAUAAAUAAUAAAAAUAAAUUUGUAAUUUAUAUUUAAUAAGUAAAACAAACCAAAAAUUAAGUGGGUUUAUAAACAGAAAUCGGUGUAACUUAGUGAUACGCAACACAAUUUUGUAUUCAAAUAUUUCCGCCUGAUUUCUGUUUUCAGAUCCACAAGAACUAAAGUAUUUUAUUAAAAUACUUAAAAAGAAAAAGAAAAAGAACAAUAACUACUUUAAAUUAUUUAAAUUUUCAAAUAAAAAAAAAUUAAAAAUAUUUAAGAUUUCUUUUUUUAUAUUUUUCAAUUGAAAUACAUACAACAUAUGUAUGAAAUAACUAUGUAAAUAUUGCCAUAAAACCAAAACUAACUAACAAAAGAAAAACAACAUUUAACCAAAUCUUAAAACCAAAUAUUAUUUAAAUUUAAUUUCAUCAAUUGUUUAUGCAUUUAAUUUAAAUUCUUUUUUCAUAUUUUACUCAAUUAGUCUACUUUCUUUAUUUGUUCAAUAAUUUCUAACCAUUUUCUUUAUUAUUAUUAUCUAAUCAUAAUUAAAAUAGUCUUCUUAACAUCUAUACAUAUUAUUGUAAAACAAAAUAUUGAUAAAGAAAUAAAUAAAAUUAACAAUAACAAAAAAGAAAAAAAAAACAAAACACAAAAUAAAUGAAUAAAUGAAAAUUUAAUAACUGAAGCAAAAAAAGAAAAAAAGCAAAAAAUCUAUAUCUCUAAAACUUUAAAACACACAACAGUUUUUAAGAAGUUGUCUAGUCGUAUACAAAUCAAUUAUAAUUAAACAAAACCAACAACAAAAAAUUUAAAACAACAAAAAAAUCCAACAAAACAUAUAAUUAGUUUUUAAGAAAUUUAAUCAAAAACCAAAACAAAAACAAAAAAAGAACAAUAAAAAUUUAAUAAACCAAAAAGUAAA